Molecule: messenger RNA, 2631 nt
Organism: Exophiala xenobiotica
Lineage: Eukaryota; Fungi; Ascomycota; Eurotiomycetes; Chaetothyriales; Herpotrichiellaceae
Exons: 4
Coding region: 449-2467 (672 amino acids)
Biological process (GO): proteolysis
Cellular component (GO): fungal-type vacuole
Molecular function (GO): serine-type carboxypeptidase activity
Source: RefSeq, a predicted model, not a curated record
GCCAGACUCACCCUUACAAGAAUGAAUCGGUUCUCGCAUCGAUUCUACGUGACAACACUCAAGUCUCUUCUUUCUUUGCUUUGCUGAGGGCGUCCCCAUCGACUAUCCUGCCUCAAAUGCGGAAUGUUCAUGUUCUAGGGGAACCGUUCUUGACCAGUAGAGAGCAAGAAGCUGGGUUUUUGGUCGUCUUCAUGGGACCACUAAACGUCAAUUGACUGGCCAGGGACUAGCUUGGAUCAUGCUGGGAUUCGGCAACCAGUGUGAUAAACGCGAUUUGCUGUGGAGCAACAGAAGGUAGGAUCGUUGUUUAUCCAACGCGCCGUCUUAAUUGACCCCAGGAUCUCUAAACAAGCAAAGUCGAGAUAAGGUUGCACAAAUACUCAAUAUGCUGCUGGGAUUCGAGCACUUCUGACAUUCCUCCCAUAUUGCAACUUCUACGGCGGCCGAUAUGUGGUCCCUCUUUGUCCCUCUGCUUUUCAUCUGGCUGGAGCUGGCCGCCACCCAGUACUUCCCACCAGCACCAAAGAAUGUGACCAGGGUCAACUCAAAGCUUCAGGAGGGUGUCUCGAUCUCCUUCAAAGAGCCUGGCAUUUGCGAAACCACGCCUGGAGUCAAAUCAUAUGCUGGAUACGUCCAUCUGCCGCCAGGCGUCGUGGAUGACCUGGGUGUCUACCAGAAUUAUACUAUAAACACCUUCUUCUGGUUCUUCGAAUCGAGGAAAGAUCCUUCGAAUGCGCCGCUUUCAAUAUGGUUCAACGGUGGCCCUGGAAGCUCAUCCAUGAUCGGUCUUUUGCAAGAGAACGGACCAUGCAACAUCAAAUACGACUCCAACUCCACAACGCUCAAUACUUGGUCCUGGAACAACGAGGUCAACAUGCUCUACAUCGAUCAACCGAACCAAGUAGGCCUGAGUUAUGAUACCCUGGCGAACGGCACACAGGAUCUUUUAGACCCAAGCGGUGACGUUGUCAUCGACGACUUCUCCUCAGAUAUUCCCAAGCAGAAUAACACCUUCCUCGUCGGGACAUUCCCAACACAACUACUCAACUCGAGUGCGAACGGAACGACCAACGCAGCCAGAGCUCUUUGGCAUUUUGCUCAAGUCUGGUUUCAGACAUUUCCUGACUACAAGCCUAAUGACAACCGAAUCAGCAUCUGGACCGAGAGCUAUGGCGGCCAUUACGGUCCAGCAUUUGCCGCUUUCUUCGAAGAACAAAAUCAGAAGAUCGCCAAUGGUACCUGGACUGACGCUGGAGAAACCUAUGAUAUUCACCUUGAUACCCUUGGCAUCAUCAACGGCUGCAUCGACGUCCUUGUUCAAGAACCAAGCUAUCCCGAAAUGGCCUACAACAACACCUACGGUAUCGAAGCGAUCAAUCGUACUGUCUAUGACGCAGCAAUGAACAGUUUCACCAAGCCGGGUGGCGUACGAUAUCUCAUUGAGACGUGCCGAGCACUUGCAGCUGAGGGAGACCCCGAGAACCAGGGCAAUAACGCAACAGUCAACGACGCUUGCUCGUUCGCAAACGAUGCUACUUGGUACGUUGAAGGUCCUUACGUCGCCAACUCAGGCCGAAAUUACUACGACAUAGCAGCAGUCGAUCCUGAUCCUUUCCCACCAAACUACUAUAUUGGCUACCUCAAUCAGCCUCAUGUACAAGCCGCGCUCGGAGUUCCUAUCAACUACACAAACCCAGGUGGAAACUCCGCGUACUACGCAUUCCAAGAUACCGGGGACUAUCCACGUGGAGGAUAUCUGCAGGACCUGUCAUAUCUCAUCGACAACGGGAUUAAAGUGGCAAUGGUCUACGGAGACCGAGACUAUGCGUGCAAUUGGAUCGGAGGGGAAGCGGUGUCCCUUGCUGUCAACUACUCUCAUACCUUUGACUUUGCGGCAGCAGGAUAUGCCAAUAUCAGCGUCAAUUCCAGCUACGUCGGUGGUCUGGUCAGGCAGUACGGUAAUUUCAGCUUUUCUCGCGUCUUCCAGGCAGGACAUGAGGUCCCAGCUUACCAGCCCGAAACGGCUUAUGAGAUCUUUCGCCGUGCGCUCUUCAAUUUGGACAUUGCUACCGGCAAGAAGGAAACGGCGAAAAACGCAAGCUUUGCAACGACAGGUCUUCCGGAUACUUGGUCCGUGAGAGAUGUUUCUCACAUCAGCCGGGAUCAUAUUUGCUAUUCACUUGCUCCAACGUCGUCCUGUACGGAUGAACAGCUCCAUAGCAUUAUCGAUGGUUCGGCAUUGAUCUCGGACUACAUACUUGUCGACAAUUAUACGAUGAACCAGUUCCCAGGUCUAACGAACGGCACAGGUAACAAUGGCGCAGGCGGGAAUGGUGGGGGUGGCAACGAUAGUGGCAGCGGAAGCGGUUCUGGAGGGAACACUGACAACAGUGCCGCAAGCAUUGGGAUGAGUACUGCUUUGUGGCUGAUGAUAACGGCCGCAACGGUGGCUGCGUGCUGCUUUUGAAGACACUCCUGGUGACUGAGGCUUGCUAGCGUUGACAAUGCUCAUGCCGAUGCUACAAUAUGUACAAUACCACCCUGCCAGAUGCAAAAUGCCGAUUUUGGCCAGUGGCUUCCUCAAUCGCCAGGGCACAUCUCAUGACAAAUGCUCGAGCUCAUUUAUUCUUG